CAUCACAUCAUUCUCUCUUCCAAAUUACAAUUGUCACGUUCUCCUUCUUCCCAUACUAGAACAAAACAUGGCUCCCCAGAAGCAAUUGGUCCUCAAGCUGACCUCCUUUCGCUACAAGAAGGAGGGUAUCUCUUGGAAGGACUUCCAUGAAUACGGAACCAGACAGCAUGCACCUAAGGCUGCCCGUAUCCAGGAAAGACAUGGCGCCUACAAGAUUACGCACGUGUACACUCCCCCUAUCACCAAGAGUCUGAUCACCGAGAAAAUCCCGUGGGCUGUCCGUCCCGGUUGGAUUGUCGACGACCACGACGUUUCCGUGUCGAUGUACGUGCCUGACCCCGAAACUCUGCAGGCAAUCGUCACGGAUCCGGAAUUCCAGAGUCUCGUCGCAGGAGAGGACCAUAUUCUGGAUCAGGAGCGGGCCACAGUCACCGCGGGCUGGGAGGAGGUCUUUGUGGAUGAGGGCAAAAUUGUGGACAUUGACCGCGAGAGCUGGGAGGCUUUUACGGCCAUGGGUCAGGGUAGCAAGAAGACUGAUGCUCCCGAGGAUGUUCGUAUCUGAAACGAGCUACUCUACAGGGUGGGCUCUCGUCCGGCUGCUUAGAUCUAGCUGUUAGUGAAUAGCAUCAAGUGAA
This is a messenger RNA of Aspergillus welwitschiae, 635 nucleotides long. RefSeq names its product EthD domain-containing protein. The record is from RefSeq and is a predicted model, not a curated record. Gene Ontology annotation, molecular function: oxidoreductase activity. The transcript has 2 exons. The coding region runs from base 68 to 562 and encodes 164 amino acids. NCBI's taxonomy places the organism in Eukaryota, Fungi, Ascomycota, Eurotiomycetes, Eurotiales, Aspergillaceae.